Physeter macrocephalus (sperm whale) is the source of this 2214-nucleotide messenger RNA. RefSeq names its product prodynorphin (gene PDYN). Gene Ontology annotation, cellular component: plasma membrane; axon terminus; neuronal cell body. The record is from RefSeq and is a predicted model, not a curated record. The transcript is spliced from 4 exons. Bases 100 to 864 code for a protein of 254 amino acids. Gene Ontology annotation, molecular function: opioid receptor binding. Gene Ontology annotation, biological process: chemical synaptic transmission; sensory perception; neuropeptide signaling pathway. Lineage: Eukaryota; Metazoa; Chordata; Mammalia; Artiodactyla; Physeteridae.
AGAAGGCAAAGGAUUCCAGCCUCCCGACUCGCCUCCUCCAGGUUUAGCUCUCUAAUUCAUCAUCUGCAUGGCAGCCACAGCAGGAAGAGCCAAGGCAGAAUGGCGUGGCAGGGGCUGGUGCUGGCUGCCUGCCUCCUUGCACUCCCCUCCACCACAGCAGACUGCCUGUCCCGGUGCUCCUUGUGUGUUGUGAAGACCCAGGAUGGGCCCAAACCCAUCAACCCCCUGAUUUGCUCCCUGGAAUGCCAGGCCGCCCUGCAGCCCGCUGAGGAGUGGGAGAGGUGCCAGGGCCUUCUGUCUUUCCUCACUCCCUUCACCCUCGGGCUUAAUGGCAAGGGAGACUUGGAGAGCAAGGCAGCUGUGGAAAAGCCCUACAGGGAGCUGGCGAAGCACGCGGGGCCCUUCUUGAAGGAGCUGGAGGAAAACAGAUUCCUUCUCAGAACCCCAGCAGAGGAGAAUGAUCUGAGCAGCAGCCUGGCAGAGAAGCUCAGGGGUCUCUCUGGCAGGUUGGGGGAGGAAGCAGAGUCUGAGCUGAUUGGGGGGGCCCAGCUGAAUGAUGGUGCCACGGAGGCUGGAACACUGGAUUCCGAUGAGGAGGACCCCAAGGAGCAGGUCAAACGUUACGGGGGCUUUUUGCGCAAAUACCCCAAAAGGAGCUCAGAGGUGGCUGGAGAUGGGGAUGGGGAUAAGGUGGGCCAUGAGGACCUGUACAAACGCUAUGGGGGAUUCUUACGACGCAUCCGUCCCAAGCUCAAGUGGGACAACCAGAAGCGCUAUGGCGGUUUUCUCCGGCGCCAGUUCAAGGUGGUUACUCGGUCUCAGGAAGACCCCAAUGCCUAUUACGAAGAGCUUUUUGAUGUGUAAACACCUCUCCAUCGUGGAGUUGAUUCAGGAGCUUCCCGUAAUGCCCUUCCAGAUUGGAGUGAACGCAUUCAUCUGCCCCUAUAGCCCCCACCCCUACGCUCAGUUCAGCAUUGUCUAUAAGACAUCCAAACCUAGCCUGCCUCUCUUCUGCCUGGGUGCAGUGUUUGUCUGGGUCAGUGAGGCGGGAGGAUGGAGGUUCCCCUGUCCAAUAGGCUUAGCGCUUGGCUCCGACCCUACAACUCUAAAACUACCACCAGCAGCAGCUUUUGGUAUCAAUCCCAUUCAUGUGACUCCCCAGUUCCAGGAAUCCAGACUGACCCCUUGAUCCCUCUGGAUCUAUGAUCAGGCAUUCUGGUCAAUGCCCCUCUCAGAAGAAAAAUGAGCAUUCCCCCUCUCAUGCAGAUAUAUUCAUUUAUAUAGUAUAUGCAUGUAUCAUAAAACAUACUAAAGGUAGAAAUUUAAAACAAGAUAGAUAAAUAAAAAUCCUAACAUUCUAUUCUCAGACCUCAAAAAAUCUCCCUACAAUGGAGAGAGAUAUUUUUUUUUAGGUAAAAAGCUUAAACAUUGCCUUUUAUUGGAGCAGGUAUUCCUACACUAGAGAGUUCGGGCUCCCAGUGGGUUAAAUGUUCAGUCAUUGUACUCUGAGUUCACAUAGUUUAGAAACACACCUUUUGAAGAACCCAGUUCCUGGACUCCAGUCCAUGUUGGUACCCUGGACAGCAUCCAACUUCUCACAGGAGAGGAAGGGAGUGAAAAUCCCUUUCUGAAAAGGUUAAUGAGAGCAGCUCGCCUUCUGAAUGCUGAAAUGAUCAAGGGGGGGUGGGGGAAGCCAGGAAAACCAAUUUGUUCUGUGCAACAGACUCAAAAUGUGGACCAGUUCCCUCAUCCCUCAUUAAACAAAUUAAACUGAUCGGUAUCACACUCCAACCCCAGGAUGAACCGACUGCUGAGUCAAGUUGAUGAGGUUAAGCACAACCAUGUUCUUGAGUAGCUGAAUCCGCCUCCAAGAGUCCAAGCCAUCUGGACAAACAUAUGCAUUGGGCCUUGGGUAAGGGAAUCCAGAAGCAACAGCUAGAAAGAGGAAGAGGCCCUCUUUAGCUCCCAUGGUGAUCCUUUCCUCUUAAUGCAACUAGAAAGAGGAAUGAAAUGAUUAAGUGCUUGAGGACAAACGAGUUCCCUUGAUUCAAAUAACCCAGAAGCAGAGGCAGGGACCUUAAUCUAAGUCCUCUUCUCUGUCUCUCUGCCUUUCUCUGUCUCUGUCUGUCUCUCAAAUCUCUCAAUCGCUCUCUCCCUCCCUCCCUCCCUCCCUCCCUCCCUCCCUCCCUUUCUCUCUUUUUCUCUCUCUUGUCC